AUGGCGCCAAAACCCCCGCACGCGCAAGACGAAGUCCAAGCCCAUUCGAUCCAAGAACCGGAGUCUUUCUGGGCACAUCAAGCUGAACAGCUGCAUUGGCACAAGAAGCCUUCCAGGGCAUUAGCGCGGUCGACAAAGAAUCUCUCCAAUGGCAUCUCGCAUUCCAGCUUCACCUGGUUUCCGGAUGGAGAGAUAUCAACAUCCUACAAUUGCGUAGAUAGGCAUGUCAAGAAUGGCAAUGGGGGUUCGACGGCUAUCAUAUGGGAUUCGCCGGUUACUGGGAGCAAGGAGAAGUAUACAUACAGCCAGCUUUUGCAGGAGGUGGAAACACUUGCUGGCGUGUUGAGGGAAGAAGGCGUGAGGAAGGGCGAUGUCGUGCUUGUGUACAUGCCUAUGAUUCCUUCUGCACUGUUCGCCAUACUCGCAAUCUCCCGUCUGGGCGCUAUUCACACUGUCGUAUUUGGAGGUUUUGCGCCUGCGUCAUUGGCACAAAGGAUCGAGGCUUCCAAACCUCGAGCUAUCAUGACCGCCUCUUGUGGAAUAGAGGGUUCCAAAGGGCCCAUGAAUUAUAAACCAUUCAUCGAAGGAGCCUUGCAUAAAAGUAAGUAUAAACCUGAGAAGAUUAUAGUAUGGCAAAGAGAGCAGUUGAGAUGGCAUCCGGUAAUCAAAGAGAGAGGAGAAAGGAGCUGGCAGGUUCUCGUCAAAAGCGCAAGAGAUAGAGGAAUCAGAGCAGAGGCUGUCCCCGUCAAAAGUAGUGAUGGAAUCUACAUUAUCUAUACAAGUGGCACAACAGGUUUACCCAAAGGAGUCCUCCGAGAAGCAGGUGGACAUGCUGUGGGUUUGAACCUUUCGAUCAAGUACUUGUUCGGAAUCCAUGGUCCAGGGGAUGUAAUUUUCUGCGCUUCAGACAUUGGGUGGGUGGUGGGACAUUCAUAUAUACUGUAUGCACCAUUGCUUGCCGGAGCAACUAGCAUUCUCUUUGAGGGAAAACCCAUCGGCACGCCAAACGCCAGCACAUUCUGGAGGAUAAUCGAAGAGCACAAAGUUAAUGUGCUGAGUACAGCUCCUACAGCUCUGAGAGCUAUCAGGCGGGACGAUCCCGAGAACAAGUUUUUCGAGAAAGCGGGCCAGCGAGGAGGCUUGAAGCAGCUUAAAGGGCUGUUCCUCGCCGGUGAGAGGAGCGAACCGAGUAUAGUACGCAUGUACCAGGGGCUUCUCGAGAAAUAUUGUGCGCCUGGGGCUCAAGUCAUCGAUAAUUGGUGGUCUUCAGAGUCUGGCUCUCCAAUUUCAGGGCUUGCUUUAAAUGUCGCUGCUGGAAAAGACUUCACUAGUAUAGAAGUCCACAGGGCGUUGCCAAUCAAGCCUGGAUCAGCAGGGAAACCCAUGCCAGGGUUUGACGUUAGGAUAGUCAACGAUGAAGGAAAAGAAGUUGGAAAAGGACAGAUGGGAAACAUCGUCCUGGCAGUCCCACUUGCUCCUACAGGCUUCACCACGCUCUUCAACGACGAAGAAAGAUUUUACAACGGCUACAUGAAACGUUUCGAAGGCAAAUGGAUCGACACGGGGGAUUCUGGCACGCUUGACGAAGACGGCUACGUGCACGUAAUGUCGCGGUCAGACGACAUCAUCAACGUGGCCGCUCAUCGUUUCAGCACCGGCUCCAUUGAACAAGCCAUAGCGUCUCACCCAGAUAUCGCCGAAUGCUGCGUGGUGGGUAUUCCGGAUGCGUUGAAGGGACAUCUGCCCUUUGCUUUCGUCACGCUCUCUACAGCGGAGCAUCCCGAAUCUGCGAUUCCAGAUGACAAACCGUUCAAAGAAGUCCAAAGAUCAAUCCGUGAGCAGAUUGGCGCUAUAGCGGCACUCGGUGGUAUGAUUCAAGGGAAAGGCAUGAUACCAAAGACGAGGUCGGGGAAGACAUUGAGGAGAGUGUUGAGGGAGCUGGUGGAGAAUGCUGUGCAUGGUGAAUUUGAAAAGGAGGUGCAGGUGCCGGCGACGGUGGAAGAUGCAGGGGUAGUGGAGGUGGCGAGAGCAAAAGUGAAGGAGUAUUUUCAGCUCAAGGGGGCUGAUCUGCAUAAAGCGACAGAGGAGAGAGCGAAGUUGUAG
Molecule: messenger RNA, 2103 nt
Organism: Letharia lupina
Lineage: Eukaryota; Fungi; Ascomycota; Lecanoromycetes; Lecanorales; Parmeliaceae
Exons: 3
Coding region: 1-2103 (700 amino acids)
Source: RefSeq, a predicted model, not a curated record